AGGCGUUUCUCCUCAUGCCCAUUAUUCAUUCAUCCGUCCAUCAUUCCGUCUGUCCAUUCAUCCACCAUUGCUCACAAGGAAUUCAGAACCACCUAAUAUCGCCGAUUAUGUUUCGGAGUUUCUUAACAUGGCCAUAGCUAUUCAGACCUUGGAAGAAAGGUAUAUUGAUUCCUGCAGUAGACUUGAUGUAUUACCAAAUCCUGCAAUUUUGUCUGGUCUCUUCAAGGCCGAUGUUAGAAAGAAUCGGCGGGAAUCAUGUACCCUGGAGAUUCUAUUGGAAUACUUGAAGGACAUUGAUUUCAACCCACUUCUUGAAUUGUGCCUUGAGAUUAUUGAGUCUGAGAUUGAGGCUGUAGACAUACGUGGUGGCUCAGCAUGUGUGUUGAAUGGAGAAUAUGCUUUGGCACUGAUGCGUACUAUUGGUCAAAGGCUUCGAUCAGUUGAUCUUCAGGAUACAUCAUUUGGAAAGGAGUUCUUGCGGGAUCUUGCUCAGAGAGGUUUGACAUGCCAAAUUUUAGACUUCAGGACCUCGCAUUUUCGAAAGCUGAACAUGAUGGGCGAGUUCAUGCGAUUACACACUCUCAAUCUUGACUAUAGUAAUUCACUCUCUAGUUUCAAAGAAGAUUGUUUUACUUGUAUGCCCAAUCUGAGGUGCCUUUCAAUGUGUGAGACAAGAGUGUCAAAUCUCUGGAUGACUGUGGCAGCACUUUCUAAACUCCCUUCUCUGGUGGAUCUUCGGUUCCAAAAUUGGUUCUGUUGCAAUGAUUCUACUCAUUCUUCUGGAUCAACCGAUCGAGAUGACAAAACUGAUUUCUUUCAUCUGAGCUGUAGUUCAUCAAUUAGAGCUUUCAGUAAUGUACUUAUAAACCCUGAUUCUCAAAUUGUGAUAGAGGAUUCAUCAGAUGAUAGUGAAAUGGAUUUCUCAAGUCAGCAGCGUUUAUAUGAUUACGAGGACCUAUUCUCAAAUGUAGCUCCUCGAAUGGAUGUAGAGAUUGGUCCUUGGAAUGAGGUUUCUCUUGAGACAUUGUUGAAUAAAAGAGAAGAAGUCUCUGCUGGUUUUCUGACAAGGCAUGUUUCAGGUGUUUCAUUGAAGUACAAAUCUUGUAAUGCUUCACCGAUAUGCUUUGAGAAGCAUUACAGGGAUUUCAUGAUAGCUUUAUUACCACAGUUGAAAUUUCUGGAUAACUUAUCCAUCAGGAAGAUUGACCGGGAAACAGCUAGUGUUAUGUUUUCACAGAACUUUGAGUACCUGCCAUUCAAAAGGAAGCAUAAAGAGAGUAUUGUUAGUAUCUUGCAGAGACGCGAAAUAAAAGCUAGUAACUCUCAUGUUAGGACUUCUAAGCAAAAGCCAUCAUAUACUUUAGGAACAUCUCAAUGUUCCUAUACCAGGUCCCUUUGUGCUGCCAAAGUUGGAUCUUCUGCCUGGCCUUUUGUGCAUACACUUUCCAUUUCGAGCAAUGAUAUUGGAGAUGAAAAUACGUUUUUUCGUCCCAGGCAGUUUGAGUACCAUCCAUCUAUUCCUCACCUUAUGGUCUUUGGAACCUUAGAUGGUGAAAUAGUUGUCGUCAACCAUGAAGUUGAGAAGAUCAUUAGUUAUAUUCCAUCAUUUGGGGAUAUGAAUAGUGUGCUUGGACUUUGUUGGCUCAAGAAUUAUCCUUCCAAGCUCAUAGCUGGUUCAGAUAAUGGCUCAUUAAAGCUGUAUGAUAUUAAGAAUAUGCCACCAAAAGUUGCAGAUGCCCAUUACAGUGCUGGCACUGUGAGCUUUGAUGAAUUUGACCAAUUGACAUCUGUUCACGUUAACUCUAUGGAUGAACUAUUUCUUGCUAGUGGAUAUUCAAAAAAUAUAGCGCUCUAUGACAUCACUAGUGGAAGACGCUUGCAGGUUUUCACAGAUAUGCAUCAAGAGCAUAUCAAUGUUGUCAAGUUUUCAAACCAUUCCCCAUCAAUAUUUGCUACAUCUUCAUUUGACCAGGAUGUCAAGUUGUGGGACUUGAGGCAGAAACCCAUACAGCCUUGCUACACUGCUUCAAGCUCAAAAGGAAAUGUGAUGGUUUGCUUUUCUCCAGAUGAUCAUUAUCUUCUUGUUUCAGCUGUUGACAAUGAGGUUAGGCAGCUUCUGGCUGUUGAUGGGAGGGUCCACAUGAAUUUUGAGAUAGCUUCUACUGGAAGCUCCCAGAAUUAUACUCGUUCCUAUUACCUGAAUGGAAGGGACUAUAUUGUUAGUGGGAGUUGUGAUGAACAUGUAGUUCGCAUUUGUUGUGCUCAAACUGGGAGGCGUCUCAGGGAUAUAUCUCUGGAGGGAAAAGCCCCAGGGACUUCCAUGUUUGUGCAAUCUUUGAGGGGUGAUCCUUUUAGGGAUUUCAACAUGAGCAUCUUAGCUGCGUAUACGCGUCCAAGUUCAAAGUCUGAAAUUGUCAAGGUGAAUUUGCUGGCUUCAACAGACUAUUAUUCAAAGGAAGAAUCUCAUGAUCGGCUUGCUCGCCCGUCAAAAAGAAUGGGAGGUUGAUAUAAAUUCAAAGGUGCCCUGAAAGAAGGUUAAUAUCUGGACCAGGUUUGUGAGCUUGAUUCCAGAAAAUUUCAAUGUAGUGUUUGCAAAGUAGGUGAAACCUUAGUAAUCAGCCAAAACAGAUAUAUGAAACCCCAACUCUUUAUUCACUCAAGUUGUAAACGUAUAUUUUACUUUAGUGUAAAAUAGAACCUUGGAUUCCA
Messenger RNA from Mangifera indica (mango), 2709 nucleotides. RefSeq lists its product as uncharacterized. Bases 128 to 2506 code for a protein of 792 amino acids. Gene Ontology annotation, molecular function: protein binding. The record is from RefSeq and is a predicted model, not a curated record. NCBI's taxonomy places the organism in Eukaryota, Viridiplantae, Streptophyta, Magnoliopsida, Sapindales, Anacardiaceae. The transcript has 11 exons. Gene Ontology annotation, biological process: cellular response to UV-B. Gene Ontology annotation, cellular component: Cul4-RING E3 ubiquitin ligase complex.